CCGCCGUAGAACGCCGUGCUGUGCGGUGUCAGCUCGGGUGCGCGCCUGUUCUUCCGGUGCUUCGGCUGCUGUGACGUGUCGUGGUGACGCGAUCUCCCCCUACCCAGUGCACGGUCAGCCGGCAGAGACGGGAACUCAGGCGCCCUCCCAGGACUCAGAACCUCUCACCCUCGUCGCUCGGGGUCGCCCGCCACUCUCAAUGGUGACUUGUCGACGAUGAGCUUCCUGGAUCGCGGACACAAGUAAGCUGCCACUAGCGUUUCAGUUAGUGAGGUGUUGGUCAUCCCUUCUCCUGGACUGACAACGCAAAGGGUCUCCAGGUGUACAGUGUUGCUGUUUACUUCCGAGUAGGUAAGUUGGCGGCUCUCUGUUGCCUAACGGUCUCACGUGCCGGCCCGAGGUCGCAGCAGUCUUUCUUCAGCCUGCCGCAAGAGGCGCUUUUCGAGCAAGUGGAUGGGGCGGUGACACGCACUUGCUGACAGACUUAUGUUGCUGAGGACGUGAAGGUUCGUGGCCAUUCCAUGAGGUCGCCCACCCGCAUCGCCCGGCCGCCGUCCCCCUGGACCGCUGGCUGCUGCUGCUGACUGCCCGCUCCUCUGAUGUCAUGCUGACAGACAGACUUUCAGACGGACUUGGGGCUGACAGCAACAAAAAGUCGCGGAAAAUAUAAAUAAGGUGGGCCUAGGUGAGUGGCUGCUGCCGUAAGAGUACUUUCAGACAAAUGUGCGCCAGAUCUUACGAGAGGAUGUGUGCGCGGCGUGGCGGUCGCGGGGGCGGAAGCGGUGGCGGCGUCGGAGGCGGAGGCUGCGUGUCUGCGCUGGCGGCGGCCGCGGCGGCGCUGCUGGCGCUGCUCGCGUGCCUGGGGGCGGCGGGGGCGGCGCGCUCGCCCGACUUCUGCCCCGUGGGCUGCAGCUGCGACGACAAGACGCUCGUCGUCACCUGCAUCGAGACCAACCUGGACGUCAUCCCCAUCACGCUCAACCCCGCCAUCCAGCGGCUCGUGCUCAAGCAUAACCGCAUCAAGACGGUGCACGCCGCCUUCCAGUUCUACGGGGAGCUGCACUACGUGGACCUGUCCCACAACCACCUGCUGAGCAUCCCGGCGGGCAGCUUCGAGGCGCAGCGCAAGCUGGCCGAGCUGCGGCUGGACCACAACAAGCUGUCGAACGUGACGGCGCGCACGUGGCAGGGGCUGGCCGCGCUGACGGCGCUGUCGCUGCGCCGCAACUACCUGGAGGAGCUGGCGGCGGCGCAGUUCGCGUCGCUGCCGCUGCUCGAGGAGCUGGACCUGGGCGAGAACCGGCUGCAGCGCGUGGACGCGCGCGCCUUCGCCGGGCUGGGCGCGCUGCGCGUGCUCUACCUGGACGACAACCAGCUGCGCGCGCUGCCCACGCCCGCGCUCCAGCCUCUCGCCAGCCUCGCCGAGCUGCGCGUCGGCGCCAACGUCUUCCCCCAGCUGCACGACGACGCCUUCAAGGGCCUGUCGCGGCUGACCGUGUUGGACGUGAGCGGCGCGGGCGUGCAGAACGUGAGCGCGCGCGCCUUCCGCGGCCUGUCGGGGCUGCGCCGCCUCUCGCUGGCCGGCAACCAGCUGCGCACCGUGCCCUCCCAGCAGCUCGCAGCGCUCGACCGCCUCGAAGAGCUCAGCAUCGGCCAGAACGACUUCGUCUCCAUCGACAAGAACGCCUUCCAGGGCCUGACGCAGCUGCGGCGACUGGAGGUGGUGGCGGCGCCGCGGCUAGAGCGUGUGUGCGCGGGCGCACUGUCGGCCAACCUCAACCUGGAGUCGGUGACGCUGAGCAGCAACAAGAAGCUGCAGGCGCUGGAGGCGGGCGCGCUCGCCGGGCUGCCUAAGCUGCAGGAGCUGGUGCUGCGCGACAACGCGCUCGUCGCGCUGCCCGAGGCGCUCAUGGCAGCGUGGCCGCAGCUGCGCCGCCUCGACCUGUCCGACAACCCGCUGCACUGCCACUGCUCGCUGCUCUGGCUACGCGACGUGCUCGCCACCAGCAACGCCUCACAGGUGACGUGCGCCUCGCCCGCGCACCUGCGGGAUCGCCACCUGCGCCAGCUGACGGCGGACGACCUCGGCUGCGCGCUGCCGGCCAGUCGGAGGCAGGCGCUGCUGGGGGCGGUGGGCGGCGGCUGCCUGGCGCUCGUCGCCGUGCUCGUCGGGCUCGCGUGCCACUACCGGCGCCGCCUCUGCGCCGCGCUCAAGGAGCACCGCUUCAAGAAGAAGCGCCAGGCCAAGGAGCACGAGUACCAGAAGACCUUCUCGUCGGACGACGAGUACAUGGUGAGGGGGCUGCACCAACCUCCGACGGUGGCGGGCGGUGCGCACCAGCUGAAGCCGAUCCCGGUGACGGAGCUGUAGCUAGAGCUGUUCGGGCCGGGGGCAGGCCAGCCGGGGGCGCCACCCCCGGGCCCCCGGGCGGGCGUCUUCUUCGUGCCCGCCCCCGCGCCCGCCGCCGCAGUGGCCGCCGCGCACCGCGCCGCCGCCGCCGCUGCCGCCGCCGCCUCCGCCGCCCCCGGCAGGGAGCUGCCGCCGCCCCCGCCGAGGCGGCACUUCCACAGGGACGUGUGCCACCCGCUGGGCGGGCACUACGACGUCGUGCACGAGCUGAGCCGCGUCUCCUCGUUCCGCAAGUAAUCCCCUCGAAGUUGACAGGCUCGCUUCCCACCCGACUGACGUCGCUGCUCCGACUGACACUACGGUCGUCCAGGCGACGUAACGUCGACCUCACCUCUAUUCUCACAUCGCCGCGAUCUCCUAUUUGCAGCAACCGCUGGCGUGCUUGUUGUAUAACGCUGGGAUCGAAUCGUUCAGUGAUCUACGAUGCGGGUAAAAAUAACGUUGAGUAAGAGGUGUGGACGAAUUAAGCUGUACGGUGAGCUGUGACAGUGCCAUCCUUACGUGGAGGUAUUCACUACUACAAGCACUUCGUCCGUAGGAAAUUCGGUAACAGUAAAUUUCGAAGACUGCGCCAGCUAUUGAGCAUACAGAUAUGAAUGAUGAUUACGUCCAUAAUGCACAAGGAUAUCCUUCACGUCUAACCUGUUUCACUGUGAUCAGAAGUGUUAAAUAACAAGCAACUUAAUACUUGAUGGCUCUUAUUAAGUGAUCUGACGUAUAAGUAAGAGGUUACGAAUUUGAUCUGUAUUUUUGUACGAGUCGUUUCACGUGGUUUUCAUUUCUAGAGAAUGCCUAAGUUGCUACCGCUUGUUAUGGACAUUAGUUGUUACUAAGGUAUGCACUGAGAACGAGCGGUGCUAAUUAUCCUUCCACAUUAUACACUUUGCUGAGCAAGAACACUUAUUACAUAAACUGUUCUUCGUUUAAGCAAGUACACUAAAGAUUCAAUCCUUAGGAUGAGUGCUGUAACGUUGAUAGCAAACGAUAAUGUCUUAGUGGCGCUCUGAGAAUGGAUUCAAAUAAAAUAAUGUUUGCUGAAAGUUACAUGCAAAUACAUAAUACAGUGUAAAGUAUUCUAAGAGAAUAAAUACGAUGUGAUAUUUAAUAUUCUAACUUAGGUAACAUGUGUGAAUUGUGUGUCCCAAAUAUUGCUGAAAUAGGAAGAAAUAAAAGCGAGAUAGCGACCUAUAAACUUUGCAAAUGACGAAUAUCACGAUUAGCUAUUGUACAGGGCCAAAUUAGUUACGAACGACGAACUAAAUCCGUAAAAUACGAUGUCUUAUAACGUAACUGAGCGAUAUGUUACUUUCUGGCAACGUACACGAUUUAGAUGCGUCAUGGUGGCAUGUAAACUGUGUGUAAAGGCUUUACAGCAGCAGGUGUGAGAGUGUUGUAACUUCAUUAAAUUUAAAGAAUAACAUGUAAAUAAACAAUGCAGCGUUCCUUGUGAACAACGAGAGGUAUUUUUCUUUCCAACGCAAAAUGUGUUGUUUACUGAACGUUAACUGGAGUGUUUCCCAAUAAGUAAAUGGACCCUGUCAGAACAGGAAAAUUGUGCAUAAAGUACACAAAACGACUAAUUAUAUCAGAGGCAAGUAAACUUUUGCUAUGGAACUUUAUACUGAAAUGGUUAUAUGUAAAUAGGUAGGAUGUUUUAUCGAAAUUAAAAGUUAUGUUGAUGUAUUCUUCCAAAAACCUGAAUUUGAAAUAUUUUGUAUUACAGAGUUUGAAGAGGAUUUUGUGAUGAAUGGAAAGUCACUACAAUGCACUUUUGUGUGAGUAUGUGAAUUUGAAAAUGAAUGUUGUUGUGUAUGUGUAAUACGCAAGUAUGAAAAGUUUUAGACUAGUCCAUAAAAUGUAUAUCUUCCACAUAGAAAUUUAAAUAGCUGUUAUCAUGCACCUCUAAAGGCAUGUAACAGGAGCGGCCCAUUAGCAGGCUACAAUGUCUAAAGGAUCUGCUGUAAUUUUAUACCUUCAUUAAAGAGAUACAAAAGAAUAAUAUAUAUCAAAUGAUAUUACACCUGAAAAUCAGGUGCAGUGAUACGAUACUUAUCAUUUUUUCUACAUUUUUGUGCAAAAAUAAUAUAUACGUGUAAUUUCAAUGAUAUUUUCUUCAUUCUGACUAUUCACAUCUUCUUCAUACAUGUAUAACUCUCUGAUAUUCAAGUUAAACAGCUAUUGAGGUAAACAUGACAGUGCAAGAAGGAAACAUUCAUGGGGUGUGGAAAGCUCCAGGAACAGAUGUUAUCUAGUAUUAAAAGGUUGUGAUAAAUUCUUAAUAGAUUUACAAGCAGCACUGCAUAGUUCAUUAAUGAAAGCUAUAAUUUUUCUUUCUUGCAUUUAAUUUAACUGUUUGUGAAAACCUGCUGAGUCAGAAAUGGAGCAGUCUGUGUGCAACAUCCUCAUAUUUAUCACCAUGUGGAUAUAUGUGCCUCUCAUCUUUUUUCAAAGCAGACAAUUUUCUUCCUUCUUUUCUACAUUGUUUGAUCACUGUCCUGUCUGUGGUUUAAUGAUUUUUGGUUAUAUUGUCUCCUAGAUUGAGUGAUUAUUUUUUAAGUGAACUAGAACAAUUAUUUAUUACAAAUAAUUAAGUCAUAUUGAGUUGUGGUUGUAAUUUCGUCCUGUUUGUCCAUUUUUAGUUCCUUUAGCUAAUGGCCAUAAUAUUAUAUUUUGAUAUUUGCCUUUCUAUGGCAGCUGCGGUAUAAAUAGCUGUAAAAUGGUUAUUAUUGCUGUAUUGACACUAAUAUCUUUCAGUUUCUAGUAAAAAAUAAAGUGUGAAUGUUCCAAAACUGCAGCAACCAGUUAUGCUGAGAGUGUGCACUAAGGCCAGUCAUACUCUGACUUUCCAUUUUAAGGAAAAUGAAGCAUUGCUGACAUCAAAUUAAACAAAAUCCUGAGUCUGUAGAUAGUAAAUUUCAAAUGGGUUACUGCACUAGUUAAAGUACCAGAAUUUGUUUCCAGAGGAGUGACAAUCAAAACCCUGUAGGACUACCCAGAUUUAGGUUUACCAUUAUUCAUCUAAACUGAUUAAUCAUAAUGCAGGGAUGGUCUCAUUGAGUAGGGAAUUUUAGACUUGCUUCACGACCUGGUCUUAGUCCAGCUUUUUCUCUGUUUAAUGACCUUGCUGUUGAUGGAAUGUUAGUUCCAAAUUUUUCUGCCUAUUUUAGGUGACUGUAACUUCUUACCGAUCUUACCACAAAAUUUGUUCCAAAAUACAAAUGCUUAAUUAAUAUUGUCAGUGUAACAACUCAGCACCUAUGUGUACGUGUUUCAUUCUAAGUUCAGAAAAUGUAAAUUUAAAUUUCUGGACAAUUUGGACAUAAUUUCCUUUAGUUUUAAUAAAAUAUAGUCAGUCCUUAGAUAGGUAAAGUAGUUGCUGUGUAAAUGAUCACCAAAUUUUUUUGUAAAGUAUGAGGGUACAUAAGAUCCAAUAAAGGUGAAAAACUAAUAAAUGAUGAAAUCUAUAGCACAUGCAGUGCAUUUAAUGUAGCAGUCCUGUCUUCAUGGUAGCAACCUACACAUUUCUUUGUUAACAUGGUCAUUUUGUUUGAAUAUUCAUCACAGUUAGGACCUUGUGUAACAAGUGGAGAGCUUUGAAACGUUAUGCACUUGUCAGUGUAACUGUACGUCUAAGAAUAUAAAAUGUAGUUGUACAACUUCGCUUUAAUAUAAUUUCUUGGGGCGUAUAAUAUAAAAUUUGUAAAUCAAGCAUUGUACAGUCUCUCUUAUACAUGCCUUGCCUUAAUUGAAAAGCAAUACACAGAAAUAUUCCCAUUAAAUUUAGCUUUUUCUAUAACUAUUGAAUAUUACUAGGGAUGAAAAUGUGAAACUAUAUGUUCCUUGAAAGUGUAAUAAAGUGACUUGAUCGAAAAGUUUUUCCAGGCUGGCUUGGAAUACAAGAAUUUAAUACAUCCAGGCACCUUUCUUUAUUGAACUUGUUACAAUUAAAAUUAACAGUGAACAAGUUAGUGGUGUUAUAUUUAAAUGUUAAAAACACAGAACACUUUGAAAUGAAAUAGUAGUUUGAAGUAUUUAAUUUUAUGAACACCACCUACUGAUGUGCAUAUUGACACAACAAACAUUUGCAGAACCAGUAUGUUCACAGCCAUGUCUGUGUAAAUAUGUUUGUUUUGUAUAUAAAUGUCAUUUGAAACUUCAGAAGACAAAUAAAAAUCUUUUCCAAAAUGA
Messenger RNA from Schistocerca gregaria, 6598 nucleotides. RefSeq names its product leucine-rich repeat-containing protein 4-like. The record is from RefSeq and is a predicted model, not a curated record. Gene Ontology annotation, molecular function: protein binding. NCBI's taxonomy places the organism in Eukaryota, Metazoa, Arthropoda, Insecta, Orthoptera, Acrididae. The transcript is spliced from 11 exons. Bases 722 to 2371 code for a protein of 549 amino acids. Gene Ontology annotation, cellular component: extracellular matrix.